GGAGGAAUCGGAAGGGCUACUUCUUUCUUCCUUUGUUGAGACCAGAUUUUUGCAUAGAUUUGUUACAAGACUUGCUGUAGCUAUAAAAAGCUUAGACACAUUAAGUUGAUUUGUAAACAUGUUUAGGCAAUCACCAAGUAGAAACCAGAGGUCCAAAGGGUUCAAGGUUAAACAUGUUGUCCAGAUAUGUCUAUUGGUUGCCGUUUGUAUAUGGUUGCUAUACCAAGCCAAACACUCCCAUGAUAAGAAAAAGGAAUUUGAGAGCAUUGCAAAAAUCUCAGAGAACGUAGUAAGUGGGGAAGAUAUCAUUAAACUUGGAAGAAAGGACCUCCAUCCACGUGAGGAGGAAUCAACUUCUGAGACUCAUAGACAAAAUGAUGAAGAAGAGACUGAAGAAGAAAACAAGGCUGAAGAAGUAGAAAAAAACAAGCCCGAAGAAACUGAGGAAGAAGGGAGAAGGGGUGGAGAUGAUGAGAUAGAUGAACACGAUCGAGUGAGAGCAAAAGAGGAAACUGAACAUCCAGAAGACUCCAUUGAUGAAGAAGAAAAGGAGAGGGAAGAGAGAGAGAAUGAGAAAGAAGGGCUUCAUGAUAAUACUGGUUCAUCAGAGGAUCAGGAUCAUGAUAGAGACAGGACUACUCAGGAAGCACGAGAGGAACACUAUAAGGGUGAUGAUGCUUCCAGUGCCGUGGUCCGGGAUACCCAAGAAAUUGAAAAUGGAUAUUCAGGUGGCUCGAAUGUGGAAGAGCAGGUGGAGAGUGCAGAAAAUAAGUCAGAGCAGGAAAAUAAAUCCCAAAGUAUAGGGGAAGUCAAUGCCGAUCAGAAUGAUUCGGGCCUGAAGAUAGGAGAAGGUGAAAAAGUGGAAGCUAUUCCCUCAGUAAAUGCCACACUCACUGACGAGAAGGGUACUGAGGAAACCUUGGCUGAAUCAAAGCAUGGUUCUACUUCUAACCCGACGAUAACAACAGAAUCCAACAAUCAAAAAGAGGUGAAUGAUAACUCGACAGCAGAUGAUGCAAAAACUCCCAUCCUAUCCCUACAAAGUGGAACAGAAACGAUCACGGAUCCAAAUGAACAUCAAAAUGCAUCACAGGCGAGUGGAAGUCCUACUGAAGGUGACAACAACUUGCAAACUGCAGUAUUGGAGCAGACAGAGAACCCCAAUGCAACAGAUAGAGUGGAGAAAUCAGCAACCAGUGGAGUGCCAAAUGAAGCUUCUAGUAAUUCUGGUUCCGUUGUUUCAGAAGUGCAGGCUGUGGAAUCUAAUGUGACUGCUGGAGCAGAGGAUGGGUCAGCAUCUUCGACCACAAGUGAGACUGCUGAAUCAGUUCAGAGCGAGAAGUCUGAAACAGAGGAAAAUAGUGAUGGCUCGACAUCUUCAACGACCAAUGAGAAUUCAAAUGCAGCUGAACAUGAUGCCACCGAUUCUUCCGACGAAUCCAUCCUGCAAGAAGUGAAAGAAGCUCGGACAGAUCUAGGAACCUUGCCAGAGACUGAAACUGAAGGAACGAAUCAUGAUGAUGUGACAACAGAGUAACACUAACAAUAAUAGCCCAUUUCCAGUUUUCCUUGAGUGUAUGAGAGAGCAAAUGUUUUCUUUCUUGGAACAUCAUUGUUUCAGAAGGAUGGCCAGAUUGAGUUGUCAAGAUUGUAAUUUUAUAAUUCAUUAAGGUGUCCUGAAAUCUUUGUUACUGAAUGCCCUUGGGUUAUCUUACUGCUGCA
Messenger RNA from Telopea speciosissima, 1722 nucleotides. Its product is annotated as dentin sialophosphoprotein-like. NCBI's taxonomy places the organism in Eukaryota, Viridiplantae, Streptophyta, Magnoliopsida, Proteales, Proteaceae. The coding region runs from base 119 to 1537 and encodes 472 amino acids. The record is from RefSeq and is a predicted model, not a curated record. The transcript has 3 exons.